Molecule: messenger RNA, 3548 nt
Organism: Harpegnathos saltator (Jerdon's jumping ant)
Lineage: Eukaryota; Metazoa; Arthropoda; Insecta; Hymenoptera; Formicidae
Gene: Ipk1
Product: Inositol phosphate kinase 1
Exons: 9
Coding region: 16-2196 (726 amino acids)
Biological process (GO): inositol phosphate biosynthetic process
Cellular component (GO): nucleus
Molecular function (GO): ATP binding; inositol-1,3,4,5,6-pentakisphosphate 2-kinase activity
Source: RefSeq, a predicted model, not a curated record
GUCGCUCGGCGAAAGAUGUCGCGAGAAACGUCGAAACCGAGGCGUCUCCCGAGCUGCCAACAGCCGACCGGCGCGGCGAGCGCACAAAAGCCGGCCCGCUCUGGGGAGUCCCGAGGAACGUCGCUGCGGACUAAAUUUAGAAGUUCACUUUCUCGCGGUCUGGUCGCGCAGUCGCGCACCCGUAAUUCCCCGCGAUCGAACUCCGCGGGAAAAGAAUCGGCAAGUCGAGGUAUUCCCAAGUACGGCAACCGCGCUGGAGAUGAGCGAGGAAGUGCCUCGACUACCUCGUCUCGAGAGGAUACCACGGCGGAGCGGCGUUCGUCCUCGGCUGCGACGCAGUAUCGCCGCGGGUCUGGCGAUAACACAGUGAGCCACGAUGGAGGACAUCAUCGCGCGGGACCCGUCGCGUCCUUGGCGCAAUCGGAGUCCGCUGCCGCCGGAAAGCCAGCGGAAGAGUCCUCGUCGAUAUUCGAGAUGAGCCUGCCUGUCACUACCUUCAGGCUGGAGGAGAUGGUUUAUAGGGGAGAAGGAAACGCCAAUAUCGUGAUCGCGCUGCCGCAGGAACGCAAGGUAAUACGAUUCCGGAAGUCGCCGCCGGGCGAGGUUUCACCGGAUGGCGGCGAAUUGCGCGCGCUGCGGGAGCUGGGCUUCGCCAGGAGCGUGGUUUCCCGUUUCUUCGGGCCUUACGUGCACAUACCCGAAAUCGUCCGCUACGACGCGACCGACAUCGCGAGAUUGUCGGACGCCAUUCGCCAUCGCAGGCCAGAGGAGCGUCUGCACAAGGAGAUCACGGACACGUGCGCCAUGAAGUUCCCGGACUACGCGUUCUUGAACUCGCGUCUUCAAUUUGACGAGAGCUUUUUUCGAGGUCGCUCGUCGUUCUGCGUGGAGAUCAAGCCGAAGCAGGGCUACCUGCAGCAGGCGGAGCAGCAGAUCCCCAGGUGUCCGUAUUGUCUCAUCCAGUACGCCAAGCUGCGGCGGAAGAGCGUCUCAGCCCGCAGCAAUUACUGUCCGUUCGAUCUGUUCUCCGGAGUGGAAACGCGCAUGAAGGCCGCCGUGGAGGAGCUCUUGAAGUCGCCGCAGAACAACCUGAAGAUCUUCAGGGACGGUCUGGUCGUCUACGACCAAGAGUCCCAGCCGGGCGAUCUCGAGGACGUGUUGAGCCAAUGGUUUGGUCAGAGUGCGACGCCGUGUCGCAACAUCGACGAGUUCUGCAAUCUGAUGUACUCCGCCCUUACGCAACCCCUCGCCCAGGAACAGCUGAAGUCGUUGUUCGCCACCACACAUCCCGUUCGGCGUCUCCUCUUACCUACGAACCAAGUGCCGACGUUCUGCGCCGAGCCGAGCGCGGUCGCGAGAGCCGAGAGGUGUCUUCGUCUCGCGGGAAAGGUCUGUAAUUUCGACAGCGACGGUUUGCCGACAGGCUCCGUGCUGGAGCGAGUCUGGAAUAUCCAACGAUUGUCCUACACGAAUACCAACUACAUCCACAGCAUCUACUCGAAAUUUGCGCCGCUGCUGACUGACGAUAUGAUAUAUUCCGAUUUGACGAAGCUGCACGACUGCUACCUCUCCGCUAACGUCCCCCGACGCGUCUUAUCCGACGGACACACGAAUGCAGUCGUCCAAAAAACGCAGCCCACAAGAGGAGUAUACUUCCAGAGGCUAUUUAAGAGCGCCAUCGAGACGAAAUACGACGGCGAUCUGAAUGGAAAUUGCGGCGCUACCUGCUCGAAACGUAUCUUACCUGUUAAUAGCGACAAAACGUUCGUGAACGGCGGCUUCGUAUCGCAAACGGGAAUUAAUCCCAACUCAGAUUCGCAGCAGUCAUUCUAUGGGAGCAACGAGAGCCCGUAUCAGAUGGCCGACAACGAGGGUGACCAGCGAAAGGCGAAUGCAUCGAUCACCGCCGAGCACUUGUUGGCGUUACAAAAUUACCUUUUGUUCGCCGCAGUCAGAGAUUGUUCGAUAUUAAUGACCUUCCGCGAAUUGGAGCCGGAAAACGCAUGGAGAGUACCUACGGAAAACACGAUCAAGCUCUCGGAGCAGCUGUGCUUCUUGAGCAGCGUUAGAGUCUCGGACCUGGACCCGAAAAGUGUUCAUUCCAUCGAGAAACACCGACAACGAGACGUGGAUAUUUUCGAUGCUGUGAUUUCUUUGCUAGAAGAAGAAGAAGAUAUUUCCUUUAAGAAUAGAUAAGACCGCGCGGACGGGAAGCGACGCCGGCAAUAUAGAUAUAGUAUUUAACGAAGACGAAGGAUCUUCUAGACAGAAAGGAAAGGAAUAAACGAUAAAAGCGCAAGAUUGACCGAUGAAAAGUGACAACUGGCUUUGGAGCAAGCGAGAAUUUUUUAUUGGCGCGAACAAGAAACAUUGCCGUUACGUGGACGAACACUUCGAUCGACGAUCGCUCGUUGCUUUCAUUAGCUUAUGCAUUAGCAUAGGCAAGGCUUUUAUCGAUCAAUCUUGCGCUCAUUGUUUGUUUAAGAGUCAGCCAUUAAUAAUUAUGGAUAUAAGCGUAUAUACGCAUAAUUGACGACACGCUUACCGAUUACGAAGUCCGCCAUGGAUCCUUAUGUGAUCCUACUUCUUGUAUUGCUCAUGCGCGUUUAAAAGUGAGAAUAUUAAUACUACCGAGAUCGUCAAUUAGUGUAUAGUGAUACAGGUUGAUUUACCUUCUACCAUGUACGAUAUGUAAGGGAAAGUCAUGCGCAUACAAGUCGUACAAGUUCAACGAACAAACGAAUCACCUGUCCUUGAAGGCUGUAAAACUACUACUUAAUUUUAACUCUUUGCAGUCGGAUGCUUCGCGAGCUGAAUUCGUCGAAGCAGUUUUGCCUAGGGCUGAGAAGUGAUACGUUGUUUGUUAUCGUUAUAGAUCCCUUUCUUCAAUAACGAUCUGCUAAUAUGCCAAACGAAGCUGAAGUAUCAUUCUCCGCAAGUAGCUUUCACUAAAUCAGUCGAAUUUAUUGUAAGAUUUUCCAACAAAUUCGAAAUCAUUUGUCAUUCUCUUCGAAUCAUUGUCACUCGCAACAAUCUCGUUCAAGACAAUGAACGUUACAAGAUGUAGAAAGUGUCGUUCGAACGAAAUCAUAAAAAUUACAAGCAGAAAGUAGAACAGAAUAGACUGUCUACUAUUGUGUAAUACGGAUUCACUGUUGCGGUUUUAACGCGCAAAAGCGUUAUUGUGAAAAGAAGGUAUAAUCGUUUACGGCACAAAUGUUAUACGCACGUUUUUUCGUGAUUUCUCAUUACCACUCAGAUUAUACUUCUAUUUCGUUUGAUUUUUCGACGCGCGAAGCUGAUAAGCUUGUAGAGUGGGAAAGAAAUGUCACAGAUAGUCAAGAUUCAAAGUAACUCUCUAACUAAUCUGAGUGCGCGUAGAUCUCAUAGUCACAAGACUGACUUUUAAGUGGAUGCGAAGUUAGCAAGUUAUUUAAAUUGUGGAGCUUGCUAGCGCUUCCUCUUUAGAACGAAUAAGAACGAAUAUGAAAGCAAAUAGCUUGUAUAAAUAGCUUAGAACUGCAAAUAUACAAUCGCUUAUUCAAAAA